UAUUAAUUAAAAGUCAAAGGUCAAGUGCUUGUCGCCCCCUGUGGCGGCAAUCCGACCGUUAUUAGAAUGUCGCUGAAGACCCCGACGCCGGGCGUCGGCGAGCGCGAGACAUGGGGCAAGAAGGUGGACUUUUUGCUGUCCGUCAUCGGCUUCGCUGUCGACCUUGCCAACGUGUGGCGAUUUCCCUACCUGUGCUACAAGAACGGAGGAGGGGCCUUCUUGGUGCCAUACUGCAUCAUGUUAGUUGUGGGAGGGAUACCACUGUUCUACAUGGAGCUCGCUUUAGGACAGUUUCAUCGCAAAGGAGCCAUCACUUGCUGGGGCAGGCUCGUGCCACUACUUAAAGGUAUUGGAUACGCGGUGGUUCUGAUUGCAUUCUACGUGGAUUUUUAUUAUAAUGUCAUAAUCGCUUGGGCUUUACGAUUUUUCUUCGCGUCAUUCACCACCAUGCUACCUUGGACCAACUGCAAUAAUGAGUGGAAUACACCUGCAUGUCAACCGUUCGAAGCUAAUUGGGAGUCUGUAAAUGUAAACAAAACAACACGUCACCACAACUCUUCAGCGCCAAACACUCCACAAACGACACCAUUCACAUCAGCCGCUUCAGAAUAUUUUAAUCGGGCAAUACUGGAACUGCACAGGAGCGAAGGGUUACAUGAUUUGGGUCCCAUUAAGUGGGACAUGGCCCUAUGUCUUCUGGCGGUUUACAUAAUUUGUUAUUUCUCACUGUGGAAAGGCAUCAGCACAUCUGGCAAAGUUGUUUGGUUCACCGCUUUAUUCCCAUACGCUGUACUUCUAAUACUGUUAGUACGUGGAAUAACAUUACCUGGUUCUGCUACUGGUAUACAGUAUUACCUAAGUCCUAAUUUCGAAGCUAUUACUCAACCACAGGUUUGGGUCGACGCAGCGACACAAGUAUUUUUUUCUUUGGGUCCAGGAUUUGGCGUUCUCUUGGCUUAUGCUUCUUACAAUAAAUAUCAUAACAAUGUGUACCAGGACGCGAUUCUAACUAGCGUGAUCAACUCUUGCACUUCAUUCAUUGCUGGGUUUGUCAUCUUUAGCGUGCUGGGUUACAUGGCCCACACGUCUGGCAAGGAUGUUCAAGAUGUAGCUACUGAAGGACCGGGUCUGGUAUUUAUCGUAUACCCAGCUGCUAUAGCGACUAUGCCAGGAUCUACAUUCUGGGCACUCAUAUUCUUUAUGAUGUUACUCACGCUGGGACUGGAUAGCUCUUUCGGGGGGUCAGAGGCAAUAAUUACCGCUCUAAGUGACGAGUUUCCUCCAAUUGGUCGACAUCGAGAACUAUUCGUGGCCUGCCUCUUCACUCUCUACUUCAUCGUCGGCUUGACGUCUUGCACUAAAGGAGGCUUCUACUUCUUCCAACUGCUUGAUCGCUACGCAGCUGGCUAUUCUAUGCUUGUUGCAGUUUUCUUUGAAGCAAUCGCUGUUUCUUGGAUCUAUGGUACUGAGAGAUUCUGCGAAGAUAUCCGCGACAUGAUUGGUUUCCGACCUGGUCUGUACUGGAGAAUCUGCUGGCGUUUCGCUGCUCCUGCAUUCCUCUUAUUUAUCACAGCGUAUGGUCUUAUGGAUUAUGAGCCUUUACAGUAUGAUAACUACGUUUAUCCAUUCUGGGCGAAUGCGCUUGGCUGGCUCAUCGCAGGUUCUAGCGUUAUUUGUAUACCCGCAGUGGCCAUCUACAAGAUCCUCACCACUAAAGGAACUUUCUUAGAGCGUUUGCAAAUCCUGACGACACCGUACGCAGACACGGAACACAGCGCAGUCCACAACGGUGUGGUUGUGUCGGAGAGUGGUGGCGUGCGGCUGUCGUCCGCCGUCACCACCCCCGGCACGCCGCCCGCGGCCGCCCCCUCCGCCCCCUCCGCCCCCUCCGCACUCUCUGCGCGCGACCAGCCCGCGCUCGUCUGAGCGACGCUCUCCUUUGACGUCUACUACGUGUAGAUCGUCUUUUAUGUGCGACGUUAAUACUUAAUCCGCGGUCUCUUGGCGCAGUGACAAUUAUGUUUGUCUUAUGCGGCAACAGUUGCUCAUUCUAACGUCGCUCAUAAUUAGUAUUGUAUAGGCCGUAUAGGUGUCAGAGGGAGGAAAGGUGGCGGCGUUUUAUGCUUAAACUAAUUGUGGGAAAUGGUUGUCACUUGCAGCUUACCUUAGACGUUAAAAUAGAGCUUAAUUGCUUUGUUACUUAUAGCAAAAUUCUUCUUCAAGUGACUCAUUAUGUUAUGAGGAUUGAAUCGUACCUACUUGUGGUUACAAAAAUAGGAUCAGUUAUAUCUUCCAAAAUAUGAGUAAACCUUUUGUCUCUAAAGAAAUCAAUAUCAGAGAAAAUGUUGUUUUCUUCAGAAGGAAAAAACAGUUGGGAUUAAAAAAUAUAUAUAUAUUUGAAGGUAUUAAGAUAAGGUAAGUUCAUCUCUUUGUUAUUUUAAUCGUGUUAAUAAGUUUAUAAAGACAAAAUGAGCGCUUUCGUAUAUUUUGUUUGCCAUUAAAUAUAAUAUUAAUUAUCGAAUAAACUUUAAUAAAUAAU
Messenger RNA from Vanessa tameamea, 2539 nucleotides. It is a transcript of the gene DAT, whose product is annotated as sodium-dependent dopamine transporter. The record is from RefSeq and is a predicted model, not a curated record. Gene Ontology annotation, cellular component: neuron projection; neuronal cell body membrane; plasma membrane. Gene Ontology annotation, molecular function: dopamine:sodium symporter activity. The coding region runs from base 67 to 1926 and encodes 619 amino acids. Gene Ontology annotation, biological process: sodium ion transmembrane transport; dopamine uptake involved in synaptic transmission. Lineage: Eukaryota; Metazoa; Arthropoda; Insecta; Lepidoptera; Nymphalidae. The transcript is spliced from 12 exons.